Molecule: messenger RNA, 5628 nt
Organism: Xiphophorus couchianus (Monterrey platyfish)
Lineage: Eukaryota; Metazoa; Chordata; Actinopteri; Cyprinodontiformes; Poeciliidae
Product: PH and SEC7 domain-containing protein 1-like
Exons: 16
Coding region: 902-5608 (1568 amino acids)
Biological process (GO): regulation of ARF protein signal transduction
Molecular function (GO): phospholipid binding; protein binding; guanyl-nucleotide exchange factor activity
Source: RefSeq, a predicted model, not a curated record
CUCAGCAAAGAAUUAAAUACUUUGUUAUGAUGCUGGUCAGAAAUACCGAGAUCCACAUAUGUUCAGAACUGAACCUUCAAGCUAAAAUACACUACCUAUAAUAUUUUGUUAAACUCAGGAAGUUGCAGGGAAAUUAAAUAUUUUUUGAAUCCAUCGACAAGCUUCUGUGUGGAAACUUAUCAGAAUUGGUAGAGGAUAGCUAAACUGGUUGACACACACAAGUUGAGGUGGCUUAACAUCAGCCUCCUAUCUGGUAUCCGUUCCAAAACUUGUUAAAGUUUUUGUUUUACUUUUAGUUUAGUUUCUUUGGCAUCUCCAUGUCUCAUGAUUGGUUCAUUUCUUUCAAAUAAAGCUCUCACUAUUGUCAAAAAAACUCCAAGAUAAUAAAAUUAUCAAAACAUUUUUACUUUUUUGGAGAUUUGAAAAUAAAAAACACUCUGAUUUAUAAAACAUGAUCACUUUAUGGACAAUCUGAGAGGACCUGAAUUACUUUUAUCUGAGUUUUGUUUAACAUUGUUGAGAGUAGCAUGCUGGAAAUAUUUGCGUCUCAUUUGGACAAAACUCCCACACUUGGCUUCUUUUAGAAAAGUGAGUGUUUUCACUUGUCCUUUACCAGCUUUUCACACUCAUUUGGCAUAUUAAUUCCAUCUCCUCUUUCAUUCACAGGUAUGAGGAGUUGGGAGCUGUUGGCGGCAUCCCCUGGGCAUGUUUUUGCUCUGUGUCUCUGGUUUACACGCAGACGAUCUGGGAGGCAGAAGAAAGACUGUCUAAAAAUAAACCACCAGCGGCAGAAAAACCUAAUUCCAACCCAACAGGGAGGGGGGGAAAGACCUCUCUUUCACCCUGUCUGAGUCUUUCUCCGCUCCGUUUCUGUGUCCUCAUUAAGAGCUGAGGGGAGGUCAUGUCCCAGUCUGGAAAAGUUCUUCAUCUUUAUGUGGAGGUGAGAUCUGCCCCAGAUCAGGCCAGGGAGAGCGACGAAGGGAUUGCUCAGAGGAUUCCAGUUGAGGACAGUCCUGUCGAGCUCCUCUCCCAGCUAACGAGCCAGACGGCUGCUGGAAGGACCGCCACAAGUCCCCAAUGCAUUCUGGACCAGAAUCACAGUCAGUCUCCAUCCCAACACACUGUCAACUUUCAGCUCCAAACAUCCAGCAGCUCACCUUCAGUCACCAAGCGCUGUAGCUCACCUCUACACUCAUCCCUCUUCUCUAGAAGAGUCGGCCGCCCUCUCACUCCUCCUGAUGGCCAGCGAUCUGUGGUCAGCUUCAGUUACGUCGAAAAGUCCAACGUGAAGACGUUGGACAGUUCCCGCAACUCCAUGUGCGAGAGACGAGCGGGAGAUGAGCUGUCCACGCCAUCUCGCUUUCAGAAGCGUCUCAGUGACCAAGUGUGGUUUGAUAGUCCCGGUUCGUCGUGCAGCUCAAGCCCCAAACUGAGUUUCCAAUCUCCAGAGAGUCACCAGCAGACCUUCUCCCCGGGACUUCGACAGCCGCGUUUGGAUCCGAUUGGCAGAGCAGCUACACAAAGGGCGGUGGAAGAGUUCGGUUCACCCUUACUGAGGAUUAAACUGGCCCACGCACUCGACCUCGAAGCCCCCUCACGUUACAGUCAGCAGCAACGCUGUCAGUCCUGGGCUGGGUCUCCAGUCCAGCAUCAGAACAUCAGAGUGAAUCCCAAAGAGCUCACAGAUAACAGUCAGGCUAUUCAUGGGUUGAGAAAUAUUCCUGGAUCAGAUCAGUCCGGAAAGGCGUCAGAGUCGAGGUCCUCCGCCGACCUUCAUUGUCCUCUUCAGAGUUCAACAGAGGAUGGGAGGAUGGCACAAAGUCCAGCUACCAAAAGACCCAAGAAAACUUCUCUGCAGGAAUUAAUCUUUCAACCAGGUAAUAACGCAGUCGAAGGUUUGAACCAGUUGAGCGGCAGCAAACCUUCGACUCCAGCUCACAGUCCCGAAGUCGCCCGCAGGCUAGCAGAGGAAGCUUCCAGAGUAUCUUCAAUGUUGACGGAGGCCAGGAGAUCCUCGUUGCACAACCAUUCUUCAGGCAUGAGCAGCUCAAACUCUGGAGAGUCCUCUCCAAACGCACAGCACUUUAAGCCAACGCUAAAGAUGAACAUCCCUUUAAAUGAUCAACACAUGCCAGCAAAUGAAAACACAGACUCUCACCAGCCGGAAAGCUCCAACUCUUCUCAUGGCACACGUCAGGAGGACUGCUUUCAGGAAGCCCAGCAUCAGAGCUCAGUUUUAUCAGCACAGCAGAGCUCCCCAGCCCUCCCUUCUCGAGUCGUCCGUCCCUCUCAUCCGCCCACUGAGAUCAGCUCUCCCAUCAGAGACCCAAGGCUUCUUCAAGCUGAGCUCCGAGCACCAGAAAGCCCCACCCUGCAUCGCUGCCAGACUCCCCAGUACACCGGGGACUCCUGGUCCCCAAGCCUGGACAGGAGAGGAGACCUGAGCUGUUUCGAGAAAGGGGACUGCACAGAGCUCUCACGCAGGCUCUUCAUCAACCAAAGCGUUGAAGAGGGGCCGGUCAGCUGGACGUCCAGGCAGCAGUGGAGGAGCCAGCUGGAGAACGAGUCUGGGUCCGAGUCCAGCAGUCACCAGCAAACCAGCCGACUGAGGCGGCCACUCAGCCCCACGGCCCAGCAGAAACGGGCCGAGCAGAGGAGGAGGGAGAUUCUUUUGCUUGGGCCUGUGGCACUGGACUCCGAAGAGGAGGAUGAGAGCUGUGAGGACGAAGGGCACGGUGAAGAGGCGGACGGAGGCGAUCCCAGAAGGGCAGGAGAAUCUCCAGAGGCGGAGCAGAACGGAGCGAUGACGGGUUCUUCCUCUCGGAGUUCCAGCGGCGUGACGGGGAGCUUCGGGGACAGAGACUCCUUGUCCCCAGAGUCCAGUCAGUCCAGUCACCAGAGCAACGAGACCGGCGUUGCCACUUCAGGAAUACAGACAGACAGUGGAAGUGCAGCUCCUGUUCCUUCUCUGCACUGUCAGAAGAUUGCUCGGGCCAAAUGGGAGUUCCUGUUCGGGACCUCUGCAGAGGAAACUACUGGCAAAAGGAGUAAAAAUUCCCUGGAGGCCUCCACAGCGCCCCCCAGUGGUAACUCCAGCGAGUCUCCCACCCCGACUCCUCCAUCCUCUCUGCCUCUGCUGUCGGCCAAUCACGACGUUCAGCACGUGGAGGUCGAGCUGGUGACUCCUCCCCCUGCCGCCAUCGGGAUGUCCCCCAAAACGGGCAUCAUUCGCCGGACGCUGAAGUAUUCCGAAACGGACCUGGAUGCCGUCCCGCUCCGCUGCUACCGCGAGACGGACAUCGACGAGGUUUUGCUGGCGGAGCAGGACGACGCCGACUCCGCCUUCGGCAGCAACCGCAGUGUGCAGGGCACAUCUGGGGCUGGGAGCAGCCCUCUGAGGGGGCUGGCCUAUAGGAGGACAGGUGGGGAGGAGAAAGAGGGGAGUGAGGAUGAAGAAGAGAAGGAUGAGGAAGAGGAAGAAGAGGAAAUGGUGAGCUGGGCGAGCGUGAGGAUGCAAGGCGACAGCAGGAAGCAGCGGUAUGCUGCUGAAGAGGACCCAGAGGUGUUUGGGCAUCUUCUGACGAGACCAAUGGAAACAUUUUUCGACAACCACAAUCCUGCCCUCAAGUCCCCCAUCCUGGUCUCUGGUCCCCGCUGCGCCGCUGAGGAUACAUUCAGCAGCCAUUUUGAGAGCAUCAUGGAGUCCCACCGAGCCAAAGGGACGUCCUACAACAGCCUGGACAGCGAGGAGCUGCUGACCUCCAGCACCCAAACUGUUCUGAGCUUCGAUCUGCCCACGCUGACGCCCGCCAUGCACGGGCCGGUGUACCAGAGCGCCCGUCAGAUUGUGCAGCUCAGCUUCGCCCCGUUGGCACACCACGAGAGGCCCAGUCUGUCCGAUUCUAUCUUUACGGUGACGGGGGACUCGGACGCCACGCGGGCCCCCUCCAGUGAGAGGCUGAGCAGCGGCUCGGAUGAUGUGAUGCCAAGAGGGCGAGAGUGUGCACAGCUGGGUAGCAGCUGGUACAUCAACCCGUCUUUCUCUUUGUCCAGCAGGGAGAAGGUCCGUCUGGCGACGGACUCCGAGCUGGACCAGGACCUCAGUGACCGGCUGGGUCUGGGCAGCAGCGACACCCUCACCAACGGCAGUCACCGUGGCGACGUGGCAGCCGCCAAACGACUCGCCAAGCGUCUCUUUCACUUGGAUGGAUUCAGGAAGUCGGACGUGUCGCGUCACCUCAGCAAGAACAAUGACUUCAGCCGCAUGGUUGCAGAAGAGUAUCUAAGCUUCUUCAGUUUUACCGGCCUCACCCUUGACCAAGCGCUGCGGACUUUCCUCAGGCAGUUUGCUCUGAUGGGGGAGACUCAGGAGAGGGAGAGGGUGCUGUCACACUUUUCCAGACGCUACUUGGAGUGCAACCCAAAAGUCCUGCCAUCUGAGGAUGCAGCUCAUACGCUCACCUGUGCCCUGAUGCUGCUGAACACCGACCUCCACGGUCAGAACAUUGGCAAGAGGAUGUCAUGCACACAGUUUAUUGGCAACCUUGAAGGACUGAACAGUGGCCAGGAUUUCCCCAAAGAUCUGCUCAAAGCGCUCUACAACUCAAUCAAGAAUCAGAAGCUGCAGUGGACGCUAGAUGAGGAAGAGCUGCGGAAGUCAUUUUCAGAGCUUGGGGACAGCCUCCUGGACUCCGACGCCUCCAGGCCGAUGAAGAGGGUGGGCAGCAGCGGGAAGCCCCUGUCGGACGGGACGGAGCCAACGGGAAUGCUGCUGUACAAGAACGGAUUGCUGGUGCGGAAAGUCCAUGCUGACUCAGACGGAAAGAGAACACCGAGAGGGAAGAGAGGCUGGAAGACUUUCUACGCCAUCCUUAAAGGGCUAAUUCUGUAUCUACAAAAAGGCGAGUACCGGCCCGAUAAGCAGCUGUCGGAUGAAGACCUGAAGAACGCCGUGUCCAUCCAUCAUUCUCUGGCAAUGAAGGCAUCAGACUACAGCAAGAGACCCAAUGUCUUCUACCUGCGGACGGCUGACUGGAGGGUUUAUCUCUUCCAGGCACCGAACGCUGAGCAGAUGCAGUCCUGGAUCACGCGUAUAAACACGGUGGCCGCCAUGUUCUCAUCUCCUCCCUUCCCAGCAGCCAUCGGCUCCCAGAAGAAGUUCAGCCGACCGCUGCUGCCAGGAACGAUGUCCAAACUGUCCGAGGAGGAGCAGAUCAGAUCCCAUGAAGCUCGGUUCAGAGCCGUCUCCACUGAUCUCGCUGAGCUGCGGUCUUUUCCUCCGGACCGCAAGGUCAAAGGCCGGGAGCUGGAAGAGUACCGCCUGCGAGACGAGUAUCUGGACUUUGAGAAAACUCGGUAUGGGACAUACAUCAUGCUGCUGCGGGCCAAGAUCCGAAGCGGCGAGGAGGACCUCUCCGUGUUCGAGUCGCUGCUCCUGGAGGACAGCAGCCUGCAGAGGGCACACUCCAGCCCCACGCUGCAGGACAGCAGCCUGGCCAGCCAGGCCAGCAGCAGCAGGGGCACUAGCAGUAAAGCCAGCGCCUGCAGCAGCAGCAAACCUCGACAGGAAGGACAGAGAAACAGCUACAGACAGGCUGUCAAGAAGUGAAGCGCGGCGGGGGCGCCGGG